Molecule: messenger RNA, 724 nt
Organism: Abrus precatorius (Indian licorice)
Lineage: Eukaryota; Viridiplantae; Streptophyta; Magnoliopsida; Fabales; Fabaceae
Exons: 1
Coding region: 95-577 (160 amino acids)
Source: RefSeq, a predicted model, not a curated record
CACUGUCAAACAACACCAGCCCCUCGUUACAGUGUGCUCUACUUUAUCACUUUCUCUCUGAGCGGCAAGUUUUUGUAGCAUUGAAGCCUAAAGGAUGCUACUAUUGUCGCCAAUAUCAAGCUCCAAUGUACCCACUAAGUACAUGAAUCAGCCACUUAGAAGGGCAAGGUCUCAUAUGGCACUGAAAAUAGUGGGCAUGGCGAAGGAGGGCAGUGACACGGGUAACGGCGUUACAGAGAAAGCAGCAAUAGUGGGAGGAUUGAUCUCAACCCCAGUGAUUGCAUGGUCUCUCUACACACUGAAAACAACAGGGUGCGGCCUUCCCCCAGGCCCUGGUGGGUCUAUUGGUGCAUUAGAAGGAGUGAGUUACUUAGUGGUUGUGGGCAUAGUGGGUUGGUCUUUGUACACUAAAACCAAAACUGGUUCUGGCUUGCCCAAUGGUCCUUUUGGGUUGUUGGGUGCUGUUGAAGGUUUGUCAUAUUUGGCAUUAGUUUCCAUUGUUCUUGUCUUUGGUUUGCAAUACCUUGAUCAGGGUUUCAUCCCUGCUCCUCUUCCUAACGAUCAGUGUUUUGGUUAGGUUCUUUUGCUUUCCGAUAGGAUAAUAAAUGUAUGUAUUAUGAGCCACUACUAUUCUAUCGUUCCACUUGUGGAUAUGGUGGCGCCAUCUCUAUGUCGUUUUCCACUACCUUUUGUUACAAUAUUAUGACCGUAAAUGCUAAUUAAU